CCGCUGGGACUCUGGACACUGCGGUUUGGGAGGUCUCGCCGCGCCCUCCCUGAGGGCUUGUACUGCGGGGGUCUCAGUAGCUGGUGUACUACCGGGCCACGAGGAGCGAGCGGGACCAUGUGUGCAGAGCGCAUGCGCCCGGCGCCAGAUGUCAGCAUUGGGAAGGAUGCCAGCUCCAGCCGCCACGUAUGAGAGAAUCGUUUACAGAAACCCCUCUGAGCACCACUACAUGAAAGUCCGCCUAGAAUUUCAAGACCCUGGGGUUGGACUGAAUGCUGCACAGUUCAAACAGCUGCUUAUUUCAGCCUUGAAGGACCUGUUUGGGGAGGUUGAUGCAGCCUUACCCUUGGACAUCCUGACCUACGAAGAGAAGACCUUGUCGGCCAUCUUGAGGAUAUGUAGCAGUGGUCUUGUCAAAUUAUGGAGCUCUCUGACUCUGUUGGGAUCCUAUAAAGGCAAGAAAUGCGCCUUCAGAGUGAUUCAGGUUUCUCCAUUUCUUCUUGCCUUAUCUGGUAACAGUAGGGAACUAGUGUUGGACUGAGUAGUCUUGAAUUUCAGAAACAUUCCUCCACUCUCAAAAGGUACUGUUUGGUGCCAGAAUCAUGUCUGAAGACUGAAGCGCUCUCGAAGCUCCGGUUGCUGGACUUUGA
Molecule: messenger RNA, 650 nt
Organism: Suricata suricatta (meerkat)
Lineage: Eukaryota; Metazoa; Chordata; Mammalia; Carnivora; Herpestidae
Gene: RPP14
Product: ribonuclease P/MRP subunit p14
Exons: 6
Coding region: 149-541 (130 amino acids)
Biological process (GO): tRNA 5'-leader removal
Cellular component (GO): ribonuclease P complex
Source: RefSeq, a predicted model, not a curated record